AUGCCGCGCUGCGCCUCCUCCUUCCGCUCGCCGCACCGCCCCUACUCCCCGCGAACUACAGAAAGCUCCAGCAAUUUCACAAAACUGUUGGGCCAAGGAGCCUUUGGUCCUGUAUACAAAGCUAACAUGCCAUCUGGUGAGAUACUGGCUAUUAAAGUACUUGCUAACAAUUCAAAGCAAGGUGAAAAGGAGUUCCAAAAUGAGGGCUUACUUCCUGGGCGAUUGCACCACAGGAAUCUGGUGAACUUGGUUGGCUACUAUGCUGAAAAAGGGCAACACAUUCUGUUAUAUGCAUACAUGCCUAAUGGGAGCCUUGCAUCACACUUAUAUGGUGAAAAUAGUGCACCACUGAGGUGGGAAUUGAGGGUAAAUAUAGCUCCAGAUGUUGCUAGGGGGUUGGAAUAUCUACAUGAUGGGGUAAGCUGUUGUAACUCAUGAUUUGAAGCAUGAUCCAUGAUACAAUAUGAAGAGAUUACUUCAUCUGGCUUAA
Messenger RNA from Hordeum vulgare subsp. vulgare (domesticated barley), 490 nucleotides. RefSeq names its product calcium/calmodulin-regulated receptor-like kinase 1. The transcript is spliced from 4 exons. Gene Ontology annotation, biological process: protein phosphorylation. Gene Ontology annotation, molecular function: ATP binding; protein kinase activity. Lineage: Eukaryota; Viridiplantae; Streptophyta; Magnoliopsida; Poales; Poaceae. Bases 1 to 438 code for a protein of 145 amino acids. The record is from RefSeq and is a predicted model, not a curated record.